Molecule: messenger RNA, 436 nt
Organism: Onthophagus taurus
Lineage: Eukaryota; Metazoa; Arthropoda; Insecta; Coleoptera; Scarabaeidae
Source: RefSeq, a predicted model, not a curated record
AUGGACAAAAAGCGUUGUUAUGACUUUGGUAAUGCCGCUGAUGUAGAUCAGCUAAAUCGCUUAGUUUUUGAAGAAAUUGAUGAAAAUGUGACUUUACCGGAUGACGAUUUCAAAGAAUCACAUGAUUCAGAAACUGAAGAUAACAUUAAACAGAGACCUGUUGACUCUGAUACGGAUCAUGACAUGGACAAUGAUGAUGAAAAUGAGGAUGAUGAAGAUCAAGAAGCUGGUUAUUAUAUCGAUCAGGUAAAUCGCUUAGUUUUUGAAGAAAUUGAUGAAAAUGUGACUUUACCGGAUGACGAUUUCAAAGAAUCACAUGAUUCAGAAACUGAAGAUAACAUUAAACAGAGACCUGUUGACUCUGAUACGGAUCAUGACAUGGACAAUGAUGAUGAAAAUGAGGAUGAUGAAGAUCAAGAAGCUGGUUAUUAUAUCG